This is a messenger RNA of Corythoichthys intestinalis (scribbled pipefish), 3482 nucleotides long. RefSeq names its product protein ILRUN-like. NCBI's taxonomy places the organism in Eukaryota, Metazoa, Chordata, Actinopteri, Syngnathiformes, Syngnathidae. The record is from RefSeq and is a predicted model, not a curated record. Bases 150 to 1013 code for a protein of 287 amino acids. Gene Ontology annotation, molecular function: protein binding. The transcript is spliced from 5 exons.
GGAGGUGGAGGUGUCGUUGCCAUUAUGUGACAUGCGCACUAGUUGGGCGCUGGUCGUAGUUUGUUAUGACAAGCCGAGGCCUUGAUCCGUAAUAAGAGUUUCUUUCUUUCUUUUUUUGUGGGGGGCUCAUUUUUAAGAGGUAAGUCACGAUGGAGGGUAUGGACCUGGACGUGGACCAGGAGCUUACGCAGAAAUUCAGUUGCAUGGGCACUACAGACAAAGACAUUCUCAUAUCGGAGUUCCAGAGGCUCCUCGGCUUUCAGCUAAACCCCGCCGGAUGUGCCUUCUUUCUGGACAUGACCAACUGGAAUUUACAAGCAGCCAUUGGAGCCUACUAUGACUUUGAGAGUCCUAAUGUCAACGCACCAUGCAUGUCCCUUGUUAAAGAUGUGACGAUUGGCGAAGGCGAAUCAGUUCCACCUGACACACGUUUCACCAAGACCUGGAGGAUACAAAACACAGGUACAGAGUCUUGGCCUCCUGGGGUUUGCUUGAAGUAUGUAGGAGGAGAUCAGUUCGGUCAUGUAAACAUGGUAGCGGUACGGUCUCUAGUCCCUCAGGAAAUGACAGAUGUGAGUGUACCAAUGCAGAGCCCUGUCUCUCCUGGUAUGUACCAGGGCCAGUGGAGAAUGUGUACAGCAACAGGACUUUACUACGGAGAUAUUAUUUGGGUGAUCCUGAGUGUGGAGGUCGGAGGCCUUCUCGGCGUUACCCAGCAGCUUUCGUCCUUCCAGGGGGAGUUCAACACCCAACCUCACCGCAACGUAGAGGGAAAUUACAACCCCUUCGCCUCACCAGAGAGGAGCAAAUGGUCCAACAGCAACACCACCUUACAUCAUGACGGCAACAAUAAAGUCUCAGAGGAACACUGGCACGGCAUGCCAAACCAGCCAGAUCAGAAUGGACUUUCACACAACUCUGUGGACAUAGUAGCAAACAGCCUACAAAACAAUCUGUCAAUAGUCACAUAUAACCAGGGUUUACAGGAGCCUUCCCAUUUUGGUCAUUCUUAAACCGUGGGACUUUUUUUUUCUUUCUUUUUUUCAAAAAGCUGAAGUAAUAAAAUCCUCUGCCGCCUACCUCGUCAAUAGGAGAAGGAAGAGGCUUCAUCAGUUGCUACAGGAGCGUCUGGAUUCACUUUAUGCAAAGCGGCUCUCCUUGCAUCGGCACCCCUGAGCAACGAAGGUCCCUAAAUUUGGCUCCAUCAACAUCGUAGAGCCGCUGUAUGCUUGCGUGAAUACAAACUUAAAAAGAAGCACUCUGAGUCUUUUGAGUGAUCAAUCUUUUUCAUACGAUUUAGUUGUCAGAGUGCAAAGUUGCGUGUAUUUAUCAAGUUGUGCGUGUAUUCUCGUGAGUGUUUGUACAAGUUGAAAGAGAAACUUUGGAGGAAAAGCCAUUUAUUUUUGCCAAUUUAUUCUCCAGUUUCUGCCCUGAGUCCCUCGUAAAUUUCCCUUUUUAACAAAGAAUAAUUGUGUGGCCAUUUCUCAAAAGGAAGUCUUAUUUUCAUAACACACAGAGAAAUCCUCCGCUGACGUUCUGAGUCAUCGCUGAAAUAAAAUGCACUACAACUAUGCUCCACUCGAGGGUGUCAUAUUAGCUUCAAUGAAAUAAAAGUACUGCAUGAUAGCCACCCAAACAGUCUAUAUCUGGGUUUCCAGCAAGGGCGUAAGUUUGGUCUCAACAUUGGUAGUGACAAUAUAACAGUACAACCUGCAUGUACACUUUUUGCUGGGGACGGGACAUUAAUAAGACCAAACAAGAUUGGGUGAACGGGGCAAAGGGCCACAUCUGUCAUGAAUUUGAGCCUAAUUAAUUGAUAGGCUAAAUGAUCAAUGCAAAAUAUAUCUGUAUCGACUAAUAAUAGCUUUUACGUGCAUUAUUUCAGAUGAUACACUGUUCGAUUCAAACCUUUGUUUACAAAAACUACUAAAGAAAUAUUUUGAAAACAUCCAGAAUAAAUGUUUGGUUUUUACUAGCAAACAUAAACAUAAUGAAAAUAAUUCACUUAAUAGUGGUAGGGUCAAUUCUAUCCUUACAACAUAUGGGAAGGCAAUCUAAAGUCCCUAUAUAACUCAACUUUUUAUAUAAUGCAAAUAAGGUUGCUUAAAAGUGGGUGGGCACAAUUUAACGUCCUGAAAAGUUUAUAGUGUUAUGUCCCUACCGUCCCUAUGCAAACCUACGCCCUUGGUUUCCAGCCACAUAUGGAUUAUUCAUUUUUCUUAAGGCGUGUUUACACAUUUAUGUUUCAUGCUGUCAAACCCAAAUCUGUAUCAGGACUAAACUGGAAAAAAGCUGGUCAUGUGUGAUUGAACCGAAAGCUGUUUUGCUGUGUGUAAUUAAAUUGGGUAUCAAAUUAAUAAUCACGUGCAAAAGUGCACUAUUAGUUCAUUCGCUGCCAAUACUGUGGCAGUUCUAAGGUUGUAUUACUACAGCCCAACCAUAAAUACUCGAUCUAAUCUGUAGAUAGUUUUUGAAUAACCUUCCAUGUUCUACUCAGGCGUUCAUUCACCUUGCAUGCAUUUUUGGGAAUGUGAGAGGAAAGAAGAGAAAAUCCAUGAGAUUUUGUGGAACAAAUGCACAAUUCACAGUAAAAAGCUCAGAUUCAAAUGUAUGUGCUCAGAAGAAAACCAUACACGUCACCGUGCUGCCUUCGAAACAAUAUGUAUGCCGUUUUAAAGUCAACACUAUCCUAAUCAUGUCUUGGCCAUACCAUCUGAGUUAUUGCAUGAUUAAGCGUAAUUCCCCAGUGAUGAAACCAAUUAACCCAUUAUCGCAUUGGACUGCAGUUUGUAUGAAUUGCAAUGCUGUUGAUGUGUCAUCAGUGUGAAUGCCCUAAAAAAGAAAAAAAAUAUUGCACACUAUGUUUUGAAUGUAGUAAAUGAAUGUAGAGAAGGGAAAACAUUUGGCAAAUAUUUGAAUUACCCUAAAGAAAAAUUUCUGUUGAAUACUACUCUGCUUCUUGUUUUUCUUUUACUGCUCUGCUUCUUGUUGUUCUUUUGCUAGAUUCAAACACCAAACAAUCCCACUGACACUGAGGUUGUCCUCAUUUUUUGUUAGUUGCUGCAAAUGUCGUAGCAGUGAACUGGCUGAUCUAUGCACUGAUAAACAUGACCUCCUGACUGAAGGCCCAGCGUGUAUACAUGAGUGUCCAUGUGUAUUUCCACAAUUGAUUCCUGAAGGGCUAAUUGACUCAGUCUGUCAAUCAGCCACUUUUAAGAGUGUGUUAACUGGCAAACAUGGCAGCCGAUACUGUAAACACAAACGUAGGUGAACUUUAAAAAAUACCAUCUAAGCAUGCCACAAAGAUGAAAAAAAAAACCUCCCAGGUGGUUAUAGAGCAACACUUGUAUCAAAUUGUUUCCAAUGAUGAUGAUGAAUCACACAGCAGCAUGUUUGUGAGUGAGGGAGUGUUCAAAGCUUUUCUCUUGUAAGUUUGAUGAAUGUUUUUAUGAAUAAAUCAUUGAAAACUAAGGUUUUUUGUU